Hymenoscyphus albidus is the source of this 4316-nucleotide messenger RNA. Lineage: Eukaryota; Fungi; Ascomycota; Leotiomycetes; Helotiales; Helotiaceae. The record is from the annotation of a GenBank genome assembly.
CCCACAUCAAGCUGGUGGGUAGGAGAUGAAGACAUCGUCAAUCCGACUGUAAAUAUGAUUGCCAAAGAAUUCCAGGCUUAGAACCGAUUUCGCUCGGUUUGUUCCAUUUCUCACUCACCAAAAUCAGGUUUCCCCUGAGUCCUGACCCCGCCUGCAGGCCAUGGAUUUCUGCGGCGUUGCACAUGCACCACCACCCAAACGGCGACGACUUGACAUCGUCACCCACCUGGCAUCGAAGCAUCCAUUCGACCUUCCGCGCAAUGGAGCGACGACGGCGACAGCAUAUGAUGCUGGUAACGUACAGUUAUGGAACAAGUCUGGCAGCACUGCGGAUGGAGGGAGCCACUCAGAUAGCGGCGGGGCGAUUCCGGGAUUUGAGCUUCCGGAAUGCUGUUACGGAAUGGUUCGCUCCCCUAGACGCUCACCUUCACAUGGAUCUAAUUGUAGACCACGCAGUUGUCGGACAUACCAUUGAAAUUGCUAUCGCAUGUUCCCCAGAGCUUCAGGAAUAUAGCGGUGGACUUCCGCUCCCCCAAUUCUCUCCAUUCGAGAUCCGAAUAUGCUUCAACGCCUGAGACCGCAUCCUUCGAGAUACAAUGUUCACGAUCGGCUCAUAUAUUAGGGGAUAUAAAAGCCGUUCCCGACCUUGACCUACAGCUCUACUGCCAUUCGAGACUUGAAAGCUCCAUACAGAACGGUGCUUCACAUACGAGUAAAAGCCGCGGAAAGCAAAUCCGGUCUUGGUUUUUGAAUGCAAUUCUUUUUGGUAGAGAAGAUCUAGAGGACAAGGUGGGGGAUUAUCUGGCCAAGCAUAAGCAAUAUCUUCAAGAUCCACGUGGCUGUGAAAAAUGUGUUCCGUACCGGAAUCCUCAUGUUAUGCCACCUGAACAUGGAGAGAUUGUGAUGUCGGAUUCGUUUGAUAAAGUAUGUGGAGAAGUAGAUACGCAGAUAGAACGACUGGACAUAGGACCAGAUUUGCUCGCUCAAUUGAUGGAUGAGGGGACUCCUCUUCAUGAAACACAGCCAUCGGAUAUUAUUAAAACACCAUUAUUUCCGUGAAUUUCCCUUUUCACUCUUCACUUCAUAUUUCGCUAAUGACUGAAUUAGCCAUCAAACACAGGCUUUAACUUUCAUGAUUCAACGAGAAGAAGGGUGGGCUCUGGAUAGCACUCAUGAUAUAUGGUCCAGGAAAACAGACUACAUAGGACGCUCAAGGCAAGUUUCAUCAGAACCCAUUUGCCCUCUUUUGCUGACCAGGCAAGCUAUAUCAAGAAUGUCAACGGAUAUUGCUCAGCCAAAGCCCCUCCAGACUUCCGGGGCGGUUUACUGGCAGAUGACAUGGGACUGGGAAAGACUUUGUCGAUGAUUGCUUUAAUCGCAUCCACCAAGAAGUCCUCGACACUAUCUUCCAAUACAGAACCGUCGCAUCAAAUACCUGGGCCCACGACUGCGACCCUACUCGUCGUUCCUCCAGCACGUUAGUAUCUUGUGCACCCCAAUGACAGUUAUCUAACAUCAUGAUAGUACUCCAGGUUUGGGAGAAGCAAUUUGGUUUGUAUGUUCAAGGCCAGACAAGUUGUAAUUAAUAUUUUCAAUGGUCUUGAAACUAACAUUUAUCAGGCAUGUGUUCCCCAAUAAGCUCAACUGCCAUAUCUAUCAUGGCCAAAACAAAAAGGAAGCUGAUCACUUUGCCGGAUACGAUGUUGUCAUUACCACGUACCAUACACUUUCUGCGAUUUCGAGAAAGCGUACACGUGAUGAUGGACAUGAUAACCCAAUAUUCGCAUCGAGAUGGUACCGAGUUGUUUUGGACGAAGGUAAAGAAGGCCCUCCUGCUCUCUUUAACGGACCACUGAUUUGGGUAGCCCAUACAAUCCAAAAUCCUCGAAGCCAGUUGAGUCAAGUAUGCUUUGCUCUCCACUCGAAACGGCGAUGGGCUAUUACUGGAACGCCAAUUCAAAACAAGCUUGCAGACUUUGCGAGCAUUGUCAAAUUUCUACAAGUACAUCCUUACUCUAAUUCAAGCACAUUCGAAGAAGAAAUAUUCCGGCCUUGGCAGAAUGAUCAAGGGACAAGCGCAGAAGGUUUUCUAAGAUUGAAGACUUUAGUACGCGCCAUCACCAUUAGUCGUACCAAAGCUGUCGUUAGUCUCCCAAACCGGGUUGAUGAGGUUCAUCAUCUGGAUUUUACCGCAGCUGAACGGGAGAAUUACGAUGCAGCCAAGGCACAAUCACGAAAGCUACUUGAUGAAGCCAUCUCUUCAAAAAAGGAAGGCACCAAAACUUUUAAUGCCUUAUCGCUUUUGAACAAUUUGCGGCUAAUUUGCAACCAUGGCUUACUUGCAAAGUGUACCGCAAAAAAGACAACGGGUCGUACAUCUCAAAAUCCCAAUGCCAAUUUGGAAAAUCUAUUCGGCGGCGGAAAGACAUGUUCAAUAUGCGAAGCGGACCUAUUCGAGGACUUUCUGGAGGAGUCUUCAAUCACGACAAUUGAUGGAAAACAUCAAGGUGACUGUUGGGAGCCCGUGAUAUGCGAAAAAUGUAAAUCACAAAAGAUCUUCAGUGGAAUGCCGCAAAUGUUACGAGAUGGCAGCGAGUCACUGGGAAGCGGCAGCUGUUCAAGUCCCGCUACACCCACAGGAGAAGAUCCCACAGUUUCUACGGAGUAUACCCCACGAAGAUCAAGGCUCUCGCAACAGAGUUGGCUACACAUACCGAAAAUGAGAAGUGGUUCGUUCCUUCCCUGUAUUGUAACAAAGCCCAAAACUUACGUAUGAUACAGAGUUGUAUUCUCCUACUGGACCAGCACACUCGAUUUAGUUCAGUUGAUGUUGAAAGAUCUUGGGAUUCCAUAUAUAAGAAUAGAUGGAAACACGUCCCUCCUGAGAAGAAAGGCCGCUAUGCGGGAAUUUCAGCGUGAAAACACUACUCGGGUGAUUCUCGUCUCCAUCACGUGCGGUGGUGCUGGGUAAAUUUCAAUGUAGAGCACCAACAAAGGAAUAAUCUACUGAUUACGUGAUAGAUUGGACCUCACAGCUGGCUCUAGAGCAUACCUUCUCGAGCCUCAUUGGAAUCCCAUGAUUGAGGAACAAGCCCUUUGUCGUGUUCACCGAGUUGGUCAGAAGCGAAAUGUUACAACCGUCCGAUUUUUGAUACGCGAUUCCUUUGAAGAGGUGAGCGCCGCUCUUUCAUGUUGUCCCACUAGUGGCGUAGGGAUUCGCGACCGGGAUACAUUAGGAUAAUGAACUUCCUUCCGGAAAGAUUCCCUCACCCUUUUGAGGGAAUAAAGUUCACUGGGUUGUGAUUAUUCGAGCCCGUUGAGAUGACUGAAUUUAUUCUCUGAGUCUAUCUCACGAAUUAGACGGAGAGAUGAAGAAUUUUAUCUCGGCUCCAUUCAAAUUCCCGCCCCCCUUGAUAAUCUCACUAAAGAUUUGGCCAUAGACCAACUAACCUCCUUGUCCCCCCCUCUCUUUCUGUCUAUAAAUUCUAAUAUCUAAAUCCCACUGACUAAUAAACAGCAAAUCGUCGAAUUACAAAAACGAAAGAGAAUGCUCGCUCAAGUGACAUUUUCUCAAGGUCCUCUAUCGGAGGAAGGGGGUAUAGGGAUUGGAACUCUGCAAGUACGCUACCUUUCAACGCUAAAUAUAAAGGAAUUACUUACUGACUUUCGCCUUAGUAUUUGAAACAAGUUUUAGAAUGAGGCCAGGUACUUAUAAUUAGAAAAUCAGGUAUGGAAGCUGUACGUGGAGAAUUUGGCUAGUGAUCUGUGUGUAAUUGGUUAUUGUAGUAGAGGUUAUUGGAUUGUUGUCUUGAGUAAUCACAACCAGUAGCAAAGUCUGUGGGCAAAGCUCAACUGACAGAGGUAGGUAGUUACUCCUUCGAUGACAGGAAGACGUUACAUUUAGACUACCGGUAUAGACGUCAUUCUUACAAUACUAUCGAGAAUUCAAUACUCGGAAAAUGUCUCCUUAUGACGUUGAGCGAUGAGGAACUUCCUGUAAGGGAUAAAGUGAAAGAGAGACGAUUAUGUCAGGAGUAUACAAUGCCAUCUCGUCGUUGGACGGGCUGUCCAUGCUAAGCCAUCUAAUUUCGAAAGUUGACGUAGAUUCUGAGUUUUCGGGGUGGUGGGAUUGCUUGGCGUGAACCCCAGUUGGACAACGGCAUUAUAGUAGUGAACCUGGGGCUUACUUGGUAAAUUUACUUCGGUAUAUACGAAGUACUGUACUGUACCUAAGUAGGUAACUACUGUACAAGUACGGAGCAAUUAAAUCGAAAAUGCUUGCUGGAUUCCAGAUUUAGAUUCUAGACGGCUUUUCC